This is a messenger RNA of Neltuma alba, 1981 nucleotides long. RefSeq names its product probable galacturonosyltransferase 12. Bases 181 to 1782 code for a protein of 533 amino acids. NCBI's taxonomy places the organism in Eukaryota, Viridiplantae, Streptophyta, Magnoliopsida, Fabales, Fabaceae. The transcript has 6 exons. The record is from RefSeq and is a predicted model, not a curated record. Gene Ontology annotation, molecular function: polygalacturonate 4-alpha-galacturonosyltransferase activity.
UGCACUUGUUCUCUGUUCUUCAUCAGGUGGUAGUAAUCAAAAGUGCCAAAUGAAAUAAGGGCUACUACCCCUUUUGGAGGAGGAGGAGAAGAGGAAGGACUCCUAGUUUAGUUGUGCUUGUGUUUGUUGAAAGGUCUCAGGGUGUGUCUGUUUGUGUUUGUGUGUUGCAUUUGGGACAAAAUGCAGCUCCAAAUAUCACCAAGUUUAAGGCAUGUCACUGUGCUUCCAGGGAAAGGGUUGAAAGAAUUUAUCAAAGUGAAUGUUGCAUCCAGGCGAGUCUCUUAUCGGAUGCUCUUCUACUUGCUCUUGUUCUUCACAUUACUGGUUCGGUCUGUGUUUGUGUUGACCGCAGUGGACUCCAUUGAUGGUGAAAACAGGUGCUCAACCAUAGGCUGCCUGGGAAAGAAACUAGGACCAAGGAUUAUGGGAAGAAAACUAGAACCAACGGUCCCAGAAGUGAUAUUCCAAGUAUUAGAUGAGCCCCUCGGCAAAGAUGAGCUAAAAGGAAGAUCUGACAUUCCACAGACCUUAGAAGAGUUCAUGACUGAAGUGAAGGAAAGUGAAUAUGAUGCCAAGACAUUUGCUGUUAAACUGCGAGAGAUGGUUACCCUCAUGGAAGAUAGGACCAGGACAGCUAAAAUUCAAGAAUACUUAUAUCGACAUGUAGCAUCAAGCAGCAUUCCAAAACAGCUUCACUGCCUUGCCUUGAGGCUAGCGAAUGAACACACCAGCAACGCACAAGCUCGCCUUCAGCUUCCUUCUGCAGAGCUCGUGCCUGCCCUGGUUGACAACAGCUACUUCCAUUUUGUCCUUGCUUCAGACAAUGUUCUGGCUGCUUCUGUGGUUGCAACUUCCCUUGUCCGCAACUCCUUGCGGCCACAUCUGGUUGUUCUUCACAUCAUUACAGAUAAAAAGACUUAUUAUCCCAUGCAGGCUUGGUUUUCAUUGCACCCUUUAUCACCUGCUAUUAUUGAGGUUAAGGCAUUGCACCAUUUUGACUGGUUUACAAAGGGAAAAGUGCCCGUUAUGGAAGCAAUGGAGAAAGAUCAGAAAGUGAGGUCACGGUUUAGAGGGGGAUCAUCGGCUAUUGUUGCAAAUGCUACUGAGAAGCCUUAUGUUAUUGCAUCAAAGCUGCAAGCACUUAGCCCCAAGUAUAAUUCCGUGAUGAACCACAUACGUAUACAUCUGCCUGAGCUAUUCCCAAGUCUAAACAAGCUGGUCUUCCUCGAUGAUGACAUUGUGGUACAAACUGAUCUCUCCCCUCUUUGGGACAUUGACAUGCAUGGAAAAGUCAAUGGUGCAGUAGAAACAUGUAGUGGAGAAGAUACGUUUGUAAUGUCAAAGAAGCUGAAAAACUAUUUGAACUUCUCCCACCCUCUAAUAUCAAAAAACUUCGAUCCCAAUGAAUGUGCCUGGGCUUAUGGAAUGAACAUUUUUGAUCUGGAGGCUUGGAGGAAGACCAACAUAAGCCUUACGUACCAUUAUUGGGUUGAGCAGAACAUAAAAUCAGACCUAAGUUUGUGGCAGCUAGGGACAUUACCUCCCGGGUUAAUAGCAUUCCAUGGUCACGUCCACGUUAUUGAUCCUUUCUGGCACAUGCUGGGACUGGGAUAUCAAGAGAAUACAAGGCUCGCUGAUGCAAAGAGUGCUGGUGUCAUCCAUUUUAACGGGCGGGCCAAGCCUUGGCUGGAGAUAGCUUUUCCUCAGCUAAGGCCACUGUGGGCCAAGUAUAUCGACUUUUCAGAUAAGUUCAUCAAGAACUGUCGAUUUAGGGCAUCAUAGCUUGGUUCUGAAAGCAUGUGGCCUAGUUCAUAAGUUGAAGAAAUGCCUUUUGUAUAAAGGAAAAAAAGAAAACGAGAGUAAUUCCAAGCAAUUGGCCUUCAUCGGAAAAGUUCGAACGACAACAUAGCCUGGUGCUCCCCUUUUGUUUUUGAUACUCUGUUCUUUGAUAUCCAUAAAAAAUCUCGCGUUUUUUCUUCAA